Messenger RNA from Xenopus laevis (African clawed frog), 938 nucleotides. RefSeq names its product up regulated post tail amputation-1 protein L homeolog (gene tex12.L). Bases 312 to 701 code for a protein of 129 amino acids. NCBI's taxonomy places the organism in Eukaryota, Metazoa, Chordata, Amphibia, Anura, Pipidae. The transcript is spliced from 5 exons. The record is from RefSeq and is a predicted model, not a curated record.
GAGAGAGUCAGAACAUUGAAAAGGCUUAAUAUAAAUUCGUUUAAAGGUGAACCGCCUUUUAAAAACUACAGUACUUAAAUGGUAAAGCAAAUACUGUGUAAACUACUUUAUCGUAAUUGUAAUGCAUGUUGCACCAAGCUUUUGACCCAAAAGCUGACAUAUCUUUCUUAUGAUUACCUAAACGUUCUUCUUUUUCUCAAGCAGCCUGAUUUUCCUCAUUUGAUGGACUUUUCCAGGCAAAUCCAGAAAGAGGUCUUGAAGCAGCAAGGACAGCACAGCAGUUUCUGUUUUUUUUGUUAUUUUUUUCCUACAUGAGGAAAGUAUGCUGUAAAGCAAAGGUCAAAAUGUCAAGUAAACCACAGAAAUUUGAGGAAAAUAAAAGUUUUAAACGCAAGAAUGAGCCAGAGGCUGAAGAUCCAGAAAAUUCAUCAUGUUCCUCUCCCUCUCCCUCCCUCUGUGUUUCUGACAGCUUUCCAACUGGAGACAUAGAAACAUUAAUAAGAGGUCUGAACAAAGAAAUAAACCUGCUUUUUGAUAAGUAUGCACAGAUACUAAAUGAAAGAUCUGCAGUUGAUGCAUCAUACGUUCAGGAAUUUGAUGGAAUCGUAAAAGAAGCCAGAUCAGUAGAAAUUCAGUUAAAACAGAAGCGAGAAAGCCUCAGGAAUCGCCUUACAAAAAUUGCAAAUACACUGCAAAGAUAAGAAUAACGUUUGAGUUGUCCUUCAAAGUUUAAGGUUACCUCCUGUGCCUUAAUAUAAAUCUUGAUGAUGUCAAGUACAAGCUUUGUGAUGUUGAUGCUAGAUAGAGCAAUCUAUUUCGAACCUGCAUAUUUUGUGAAUAUUCUUACUAUUGUUAUUAAAUGUAGGUUUUGAUCUAAAAAGUGUUUCUGUUUACAUAAAUCCUACAAGUUUAAUAAAGUGCUUCAUUAUUUGUUUGGA